GUUUGUUUAGAGGCAACCGACAAGACUAGGUCUUCAUGUCAGCAAGGCUGUUGACGAAUCAAGCUAGGCCGGGCUCAUAUGAGCUGGUCGCUUCCACCGAGGAUCGCUCCUGGACUCGGUGAGCUCCACCCAUAGCUUUCCUCUCAGCGCCACCGGCACAAGUCUGCCCGGCCUCGUACGGCACCGAGGCAACAUCUUCACAUGUACCAGCAGCAACGAGACAGGGACAGCUUGAGUGCAUCAAAUGUCACAUCUGAGCGCAGCGGAGAGGGGCCAAAGCUCAAAUAACGCGGCGAUGAACCACUGUCCACUCCUACCAGGAGAGUCGAGCAGGUCGUCUGCAGCAUCAGCUUUGAGCCCAUCGGUCAGCAUGGCCGAUAGCACCCAAGGCGAAGAUUCCAUCGAAGGUCGAUCGCUUCUGAGCGCUUCAAGUCACGAAUCUACAGGCGCUUCAGAGUCUGUGAUACGCGACCCCAAUGCUGAUGACGCGGCGCCAACAGGUGGCAAACAUGGAGUCGCAGGGACAGUUGCGAGUUCAGGCGUUACUGAAACUGUCAACGGGGCCGGCCCGAUCAGCUUUGCUCGAGUUGGGCAGCUGCUGCAUGAUACCCACGUGUCCAUCUCAGGGCAAAACGUGGCCGCCACCGACCUCGGCUCAGACGCUGAAGAUUUUGACGCCCCUAUCACUCUCGCCGCCGAUCCACGCUCGCCACCUGCUGGCGUAUUCUCGACCCUGCCUUCGGCGAGAGAGCUGCUAUUAACUCCUUCUACAUCGUCCCCCUCUAUCGUUGUCAGUGAAUCCGACGCGCCACAAGAACAAGUCGAGCGAGGGUCUCGAAGAUCCUCCAUGGCCGAUUCCGAGUCACCCGCGGCGCAAACGCGAGGCAGCUCGAGCGAAGGUUUACAGCUGGAACCUUCUCACGUCACCAAACUGCCUCAGAAGCUGCUUCCUCCCUUGGUUGCCGACUAUGCAUGUCCUAUCUGCUUCGAAGCGCCGCGCAACGCAGUUGCCACACCCUGCGGGCACGUCUUGUGCGGCGAGUGCUUGUUCCAAGUGGCCAAGACGGAAGCGGAGAAAGCGGCAGCUGAAGCACGCUCACGUCGCGCCGCAUUCAUGCCUGGAUCAUUUGGGGAUAUUAGCUAUGCGACCCUUCUCCGCCAGAUGGAGCCUGUGACGGCUCGCAUUCGCCGUGUUCUGGCUGAAACUGGCAUCCAGCCUUUGCCCUCUGCCACCGCGGAUCGCAUGGCAGCCCUCCUUGCCGGCGAUAUGACUGCUUUGGGUGACGCAGAGGAGGCAUGGCUCGCUGCAGCACGUGCACAUGGCGUACACUUGAGGAUGCAACAAAGUGCGCCUGCAGAGCAGGGCCCGUUUCACCAUUUCCGCGCUCUUAUGGGUAUCCUCCGUUCUCAAUUUGGCAGUGCUGGACCUGGUAUCGACGGAAGCGGCAGCAGCGGCGGUGCAAAUGGAGGGCUGGAAGCAAAUCGUGCGAACGUCGGAGAUUCAUCUUCAUCGGCCGAUGCACCGGCUCAGGUAUCUUCCUCCUUGACUCGUCAACCAGGUACACGCCGCAUCUCCGUUGAAGAUUUGGAUCCGAUGCGCCACGCCUGCCCCGUCUGCCGUACACCCAUCAGUGGUGGCUUCUUUGGAGGAUUGAAGAAGAAGGCUGUACAAGGACUCAGAUUCAAGCAUGGCAAGCCGUCGGACACGCUCGAGCUUCGUUAUGGCAAGGAAUACGCAGACGCCAUGCGCCCAUCGACGCUCGCCACCGCUAGCAAUGGCCCGCGUGCGCCUGGUGCCCUCCUUGAGGGCAAGAGCAAGGGAAAGGGAAAGAAGAGGCAACUGACGAGCAGCGAAAUGGACGCGAAAAGGGCAGCACAGGCGCUGCACGGGGGGAAGCCGGCCAUCAUCGAUCUCGCCGGCGACAGCAGCAUCGAGAGUGGAGAGAGCAUCGCGCCUGCGUAUAAACGCAGGCGCUGUGGGACUCGAGGCUCGCGUAUACGCGCGGGCGAGGACGUGAACGGGUCGGGCAGUCCGAACGCCUCUUCCAGAUCGAGGAUAAUAACGACGGCAACGGCGGCCAAGAAAGGAGGGUCGAGGGAAGAUGCCAUCAUCGUCACUUGAUUUUGGCCUUCCGUGGCAAGGCGAAGGAUCUCGAGGACGAUGCAUGGCGAAGAGCUAUUCAUCAGGGACGAUACCUUGGAUCUCAGCUGAUGCUGCACAGCAGCUCUGGUCGGUGUCCGGCCUACACAUUAGCAUUACUUGUUGAAUACCUCAUUGUACUUAUAUACACCAUUGAUUGGCAUGACAUUCAGUCCCGG
Molecule: messenger RNA, 2319 nt
Organism: Tilletiaria anomala UBC 951
Lineage: Eukaryota; Fungi; Basidiomycota; Exobasidiomycetes; Georgefischeriales; Tilletiariaceae
Exons: 1
Coding region: 371-2122 (583 amino acids)
Source: RefSeq, a predicted model, not a curated record